CCAAACAAAAACAUCGUGAUUAGGAACCAUGAAGGCCGAGGAGAGAAUAGUCUCAUUUUCUCUAUCUGAGAAUAUCAUGUAAACGUUCUCUCUUGGUGCUGCUAGGGCAGCUUAGGCUCUUUGGAAAUUUUUGACGCGAUUGAAUAUUAUGGGAGCGAAGCAAUCCAGCCACAAUGGGCGAACAAACGCACGCAACGUCGGCAACGGAGCUGUUGCGACCGCCGGCUUACCAGAGACUUCAAGGGUUGUUGCGCUGGAUCCGAGAAUACGAACUCGUUCAUUAAACAAUGUUGGACAUUCUUUAUCGAUUCCUGGCCAUUCGGCUUCCUUUCAGGAGUCUGAUUUGUCUUCUUCGCCAGAGGAUAACUCUCCGUCGCCGCGAGGACUUGCCCUGCAGGGAGCGCACUCGCUCCCUUCGCAUUUGUUCGCUUACACUACGUUUUUAAACGGGGUGAAAUGUCCCGUCUGCUCGAAAGUAAUUUUGGCUGAAGAUAUUGAGCUUCAUCUGGUAAUUUGCCUCACCAAGCCUCGAAUUACGUACAACGAGGAUGUGCUUAAACAAGACAAUGGAGAGUGUGUCAUAUGUUUUGAAGACUUGAGUAUAGGUGAUACUAUAGCAAGGCUGCCUUGUUUGUGUGUAUAUCAUAAGAGUUGUAUUGACAAUUGGUUCCAGGUGAACAGGUCAUGUCCUGAACAUCCAACAAAUUAGUAAUGCUAUGCACGUUCCUCAAGAAUUUGCAGAAUAUAACAAGUUUACAGUAGCUUAGGUAUUGUGGUGUUUUCAAACAGCAUUGGAAUUUGGACCAUUAGGAGAAGAAGCUGAUUUGCUGUUUAUUGAAAGUAGUGCCUUUCUCAUAGAUGAUUUUUUUUGUUAUUGAAACCUGUGCUGAAGGCAAUCCAGUUCAACCUCAAUCCCAUGGCAGCAAAAUGUUUUGGCAACAUUUUUGAUUAAUGGGGAGCACUUAAUUUGGUUUCUUAAAUUAACUCUGGGAGUGUUCUACAACUGUGUGCUACAAGAGGCCUUUUGUAGGAAAGGUGGAAAGCAAAUAAUAUAUUUUCUGGACUACAACUAAAACAUGUUUUUUAGAAUACUUUCAACUUUUAAGAAAUAGAAGACUGUUUCCUUGUUUUAUAAAUUCAGUGGAUAAAAUGUUGUGUAUUAUUGGUAUUGCAUGAGGUAGGCCCUUCACAAAAUUAUUAGAUUAAAUCAUAUCAUUCACGAGUAGCACACAAAAAAAGUUGUUGUCUUGCUGUGUUGUGGUUUUGCAAUAAGAACAGUGUUGUUGCUUUUUGGCUGUACAGCAGCUGAAUAUUAUUUUAACAUGUAGAUGUAUAUGUAGAUAUAUUUUAGUAACUAUAAUUGCUAUUCUUAUAGAUUUAAAAUUGAUAUGUGACACAAUUCUAUGAUCAGGACUACCACUCAUUUUGCUGUUCCCUGAAGAAAAGCUGGACAAAGUUUUAAUUGAAAUUUUUUUUAAAAUUCCAAACAUCCUCAUGAGGCAUUAAGAUAGGUAACACUAGAAGGCCAUUGCUACAAGGUACAAAUUAUCAUCAGUUGGCAAUAUUUUCAGGUUAUAUUUCUUUGGCUAUAUCUGAUCAUUUGUUGCUUCUCAGGUGCAAUUAUAAAUGCCAUUUGUUUCAUCUGUUAUGUACAAUUUCUAUUUUAUUUCACGUUACGCUUCAUCAAUCUGUGAUUUUUAAACAAUUAUAGAAAAAAUUUCACUCUAAAGAAUUUAAACAAUGCUGAGUAGAGGUAAAA
Molecule: messenger RNA, 1759 nt
Organism: Pocillopora verrucosa
Lineage: Eukaryota; Metazoa; Cnidaria; Anthozoa; Scleractinia; Pocilloporidae
Product: E3 ubiquitin-protein ligase znrf2-like
Biological process (GO): proteasome-mediated ubiquitin-dependent protein catabolic process; protein K48-linked ubiquitination
Cellular component (GO): intracellular membrane-bounded organelle; cytoplasm; membrane
Molecular function (GO): ubiquitin protein ligase activity
Source: RefSeq, a predicted model, not a curated record